AUGUGCUGUCUGAACUACAUCAACGCAACCGUUCCACGCCUAUCAAGCCGCCAACAAGAACUGCCGCAAGCGAAAUCGGCCGAAGCGAUCGCGCUGAGGAGAAAGACGUCGACAGCAUUUCCGUUUUUAGAGUAUGCUGCUGCAUUUAUUCUAGAACAUGCCGACGACUCCGCUGCUGAGGGCAUCUCACAGCACGAGUUUGUUAUAAACUUUCCUAGGCGCAGCUGGAUCCACGUCAAUAACCUAUUCGAAAAGCACCAGAUACGGCGUUAUACAGAUGCCGCACCUCUCAUGUACAUCUAUGCUGACCGUGGGCUUCCAAGUCUGGUACAUGUUGCCGUUCAACAAGGAUUGCCAAUCAGUUCUCCGGAUGAGAGAUACUCUUGUUCCAUUACCGCGGCGCUACAGAGGGAUAAUCUGAGAGUCGUCAAGGCGUUUUUAUCUGCCGAAAAUGAUCAUCCUCAGCUGGAAGACCGGUUAAGAUCCUUGUUCAAACCCCGGAGACUUCCGCGGGGCGAUCCAUCCGUGCAAGUGCUGUCAUCACUCUUGAAAAACUGCAGAGUAGACAUCGUACGGGCUCUGCUGGAGGCCAGAGUGCUGGACGUGAACACAACGUUUGUCUCUGCAUUUCCAAUACACCACUCACUCCUGACUUAUGCGAUCGAAAACAAGAGCUUGGGCUGUGUUAAGAUGUUGCUCGACUAUGGGGCCGAUGUGAAUACGCCGCUCUUUGGUAAUUACUUAUCGCCUCUAUACCGUGCGACUGAAGGAAGAGACUUGCAGAUCAUCAACUGGCUUAUCGAUGCUGGAGCGGAUGUGAACCAUCUAAAUAGUGAUCCCUCGCCGAGUUUCGAUGAGACACCGCUUGAAGUGGCAAUUACGCACGGGAAUCAAGCAAUUAUCGAAGUUCUCUUAGCGGCAGGAGCCGACGUGGAAUUGACUUAUGGAUCUGAACCAAAGUACCCGCUGCUUGAUGCGGUUAGAAAAGAGCGAGAAAUACCAGUUGAACUGCUGCUUUCCGCAGGAGCGAACCCCAACGGCGUUGUCACAAACAACGACUCAAGGGAGGCCAUUCGGCAAGAGCUGCCUCUGCACGCUGCCAUUCUUCGAGACAACAGUAAGAUUGUUGGCUUGCUCUUGAAGCACGGGGCCGACCCAAAUGCUAUGUACCCUAAAGAGUAUAAGAGUAUUCCGCACUUUGAGUACAGUGACCCGAAGCUUGAACCGAAUGAUAAGGUUGCAAAACAUUCACCACUCUAUAUUGCCAUGGCAUGCUGCGGGAACGAGGUUCUGUCGUGCCUGGUCGACGCAGGAGCAACUCUGAACCCCUACGAUAGCAGCAACCCCAUGCAGGUUCAAUCGCUAGUUUUCUACGCGUUCAUGGAAGACAGAAUCGAAUUUAUCAAGUGGUUACUUCAGGCAGAUAUUUCAGGGUUUCGUCACAAGGCACUAUCGCCUCUCCACUCUGCAAUCAUUGAUAAUGAAAUCGGAGAUGUCGAAUCCAUACUCAGACUGAUAGGGGAUCUGACGUCGACAGUGGGCAAUGAAAAAUGGUUUCUUGCACUAGACGAUUCUACCUGGGGGAGCCCGCUUGCUCACGCCGCGAGACUUGGUCGCACGGAUAUAGUCAAGGCAUUGAUGCAACAUGGCGCGGGUGUGAAUGAUCCCUCUCCUGCCAAAACAAAUCCGCCACUAGCAGCAGCCAUUGAUGGAGUGUGUGUGCCGGAGACGCUCGAGUUGUUGGUUGAAUCUGGGGCACAGGUUGGCCUUACAUUGGGCAUCUGGAACUCAUUAUUCUCCAAGUUGCCAGACGCGCACGGGGCUGACAGGCCAUUGAUUGAGAAGGUACUAACCAAAGCAAGAGUUAGCGAACCAAUUCACGCACUAUUGAUCUCGGCAAUCAGUGACUGCAUGGUGCAGUGUCGCCAAGAACUGAUUAAACUGCUCGUGAAUAAGGGGGCUGAUAUUCAUGGCGUGGAUUCAUUUGGUCGGACAUGCCUUCACUGGGCGGCGCUGGUUGGUGAUGUCUGGACAACAGGGCUUUUGCUUGGGCUUGGGGCGCGUCAAGAUGUUCGCGACAAGCUGGGAAACACCGCCCUCUUGCUAGCAUACAGAGGGGUUAGUGAUGAUGAGGAAUCCGACCACAACCAGGCAAAUAUUAUAUCGCUUUUGUUGGAGCAUGGUGCUGAUACCUCUGUUGAGAAUCGCCUUGGGCAUCGAUGCCUUGAUCUUGUUCCCUCUGGGGCUGAGACUUGUCGUAGGUUACUCUCGGAGGCAACUACGUCGGCAGCCGAUCGAGUAUAUUAUGGAUUUGUGGAUGAUAUAUAG
This is a messenger RNA of Aspergillus calidoustus, 2328 nucleotides long. The record is from the annotation of a GenBank genome assembly. Lineage: Eukaryota; Fungi; Ascomycota; Eurotiomycetes; Eurotiales; Aspergillaceae.